AUGGCGGACGGAAUCGAUCGACGUGCUGAUGAGCGGAUGGAGUUCAGCACCUCUAAGGAGGUUACGGUGGCACCAACCUUUGAGGACAUGCACCUGAAGGAAAGCCUUCUUCGUGGUAUUUACGCCUAUGGUUAUGAGUCUCCUUCGGCCGUUCAGUCGCGUGCGAUUGUCCAAAUUUGCAAAGGUCGCGAUACCAUUGCGCAAGCCCAGUCUGGUACUGGUAAAACAGCAACCUUCUCGAUCAGUACUCUCCAGGUUAUCGAUACUGUACCCUGGUCCUCUCCCCCUACUCGCGAACUUGCAACUCAGAUUCAGUCCGUCGUCAUGGCCCUUGGGGAUUACAUGAAUGUCCAAUGCCACGCAUGCAUUGGUGGUACCAAUAUUGGCGAGGAUAUCCGCAAGCUGGACUACGGCCAACACGUUGUUUCGGGAACCCCUGGUCGCGUGGCCGAUAUGAUCCGCCGUCGGCACUUGCGCACACGUCACAUUAAGAUGCUGAUAUCUCCCCCGGCGACCCAAGUCGUGGUUGUUUCGGCUACCCUUCCCUACGAUGUUCUGGACAUGACCACCAAGUUCAUGACUGACCCCGUUCGGGUUCUGGUCAAGCGUGAUGAAUUGACCCUCGAAGGCAUCAAGCAAUACUUCAUUGCUGUUGAGAAGGAAGAGUGGAAAUUCGAUACACUCUGCGAUCUUUACGACACUUUGACCAUCACUCAGGCGGUGAUCUUUUGCAAUACACGGCGCAAGGUUGACUGGCUCACUGACAAGAUGCGCGAGGCCAACUUCACUGUUUCCAGCAUGCAUGGUGAAAUGCCCCAGAAGGAGCGUGACAGUAUCAUGCAGGACUUCCGCCAAGGGAACUCUCGUGUCCUUAUUUCUACUGACGUCUGGGCCCGUGGUAUCGACGUUCAGCAAGUGUCCCUGGUCAUCAACUACGAUCUGCCCACUAACCGUGAGAACUACAUCCACCGUAUUGGUCGCAGUGGUCGUUUCGGCCGUAAGGGCGUGGCUAUCAAUUUUGUCACCAGCGACGAUGUUCGCAUCCUUCGCGAUAUCGAGCUGUACUACUCCACCCAGAUUGAUGAGAUGCCUAUGAACGUUGCGGAUCUCCUUUCAUAA
Messenger RNA from Penicillium macrosclerotiorum, 1119 nucleotides. Its product is annotated as ATP-dependent RNA helicase eIF4A. The record is from RefSeq and is a predicted model, not a curated record. NCBI's taxonomy places the organism in Eukaryota, Fungi, Ascomycota, Eurotiomycetes, Eurotiales, Aspergillaceae. The transcript has 5 exons. Gene Ontology annotation, cellular component: catalytic step 2 spliceosome; nucleolus. The coding region runs from base 1 to 1119 and encodes 372 amino acids. Gene Ontology annotation, molecular function: RNA helicase activity; ATP binding; mRNA binding.